GAUUUAACAAAAACUUUUGUAUUUCUUUCUUACGAAUUCAUUCUAAAAUAGAAUACGAACAAAGGCAUUACCAGCUUUAAUUCAAUCGCUGAUAAUAAAAUAUAUAAAUGUUUUGAACAAUGACAGCUGAAAGCUAUCAUCUUAAAUGGGAUUCUCAUCACUCAUAUUUAAAUUCGUCAGUAGCCACUUUAUACAAAAACGAAAAAUAUGCUGAUGUGGUUUUAUACAGUUCCAGCAAUUCCAGUAAUAACGGAUCAUCAUCUAAUAAUAAUACUAGCUUACCAACGGUGGGCAUAUCAGCCCACAAAUUUAUCUUAAGUUCUUGCAGUCAAUUUUUUUCCACAAUAUUUGAAACCUCGCCUAUAGCUAAUAAUGGUGUGUUUUAUAUUGUGCUGCCACCAGAGUUGAGCCACAGGGCUAUACAAAUUUUAGUACAGUACAUGUACGUUGGCGAAGCCACUGUUUCCAAUGAUAUUUUAAAUGAAGUAUUGAGAGGCGGAGAAAUUUUGAAGAUCCGGGGCUUAUGUCGCAAUGCAUCGACGGGUUCAUCAGGUAUGCCUCGUUCAGACCAAUCAUCCAUUAAUUGUAGUGCACCAUAUAAUAACGGCCAGUCGAGAUUACCUUUAAAUGGAGGCACCACUUCGGUGCGCUAUUUAGUAGAACAACAACAGCAACAGCAUUUGCGUGGCUUGGGUGCAUCAGUAAUGCCUAAGGAUAGUCCAGUUAUCAUUAAGUCUCCAAAGCCUUUAGGUUUGUUAACGUCUUCAACAGGUGGUACAAAGCCUUCGAGUAAUAUUGGACCUGGGGGUGGUGGUAUUACAGUUAACAAAGAAGUUGCCAUUGAUCCUGAAGACAAAUGUUGUUUUCCUACGGAACCUAUGGCAACAGCACCUUUAUUACAAGAAAGUUCUUCCAUAUGCAACGAAAUUGGUUGUAGCAAUUGCUCCUUAGCAACAGAAAAUGCUCCAGUACCAAAUCAGCUAACGCAACAACAACAACCCAUGCUUCUAAGAAGGGAGCGUAGUCAAAGUGAUGACCCAUCGGUAAUGAAUUGUUCCGGAAAUUACUUAGACCAUAUAUCAAGACCCUAUCAUGAACGCGAUGAUAGCAAUAGAGAAUAUAUAACAGAAGAACUGCGAAGAUCCAGCAUAACAUCAGAACGUUCUGAAAAUCUGCAUGAUUACUCUUUAACAGAAAAUUAUAAAAAUUAUCCAAAUCCCAAGGAUACAUCACGCACAACAUCACCUCUAGGCAGUGCAGGCAACUUUGUAGCCAUCAAACAAGAACCCACAGAUUGGUUGGCAACAUCCAAUGCGAACAAUGUCAAUCAAGUAACAUCGUCUCUAUUGCAGCAAAAAGCUUUAGAUUUUAAAUUGAAUACCAUUAAAACGGAGGCUUCCAAUUCCUGCUCUCAUAGCACUAACGAAGAGGACAAUCGAUCUCUUUUACCACCGCCGCCGGCACCGCCGCCACAAUCACAACCUAUUUCCAACAAUUAUGAACGCUAUCUAACAUGUGACAUAUGCAAUAAAACAUACGACGACAAGUCGAGCCUGACGAGACAUUUAGAUACACACACGGCCACAUCCUGCUCUUCGGGAUUUGUUGGCUCAAGCAGUCAACAGCCACUUUCCAAUAGCGAUACAAAGUCCUAUGUGCCAAAGAAGCGUCGCAGAAUAUCGCAGCAGGAAAAUAAUGGCGAUCAUGUCAGCUUGCAAUGCGAUUUAUGCAACACUCCCUUUGAAACUGCAGCGGAGUGGGUCCGCCACAUGAAUUGCCAACACACAGAAAUCGAACUGGCCAUAUUUAACAGCAAAAAGGAUAAAGAACAAAAGCAAAUAAACGGCAACUCGUCAUCUACUUCAGGAGCAGCGAUAACAACAACAACAACUACAACAACAACGGCAGCAACAAUAACAACCGCAACGAUGAACAAUAAUCUAAAGAAAUUGAGUAGCAAUCGCCAACAACAACGAACACAAAUGCGUAACGCCAGCAACAGUAUUAUGAAUACAAAUUUAAACCUAUCAAAUACUUCUGUCUUAUGCUCAUCGUCGUCACCACCACCAUCUAGUGAUUAUUUACGUUCUACAUUAUCGCCUGCUUGAUGUGAUGACGUACGUCGUUAAGAUUACUUUCAGAACAAUUAAAAAAAUUCUAAUCAAAAACGGAAUUGCAGAAGAAAGCAAACAAAAAAUAUGAAAAUCGUUUAACGAAUUUUAAAAUUAUUGUCCUCUUUUGUAAGAAAACAAAAGCUCCAUAAUCUUUAGACUUAAAUAUCUAUAUGCAACAAAUCUACUGACAUAUUUAUAAUAAUUAAUAAUAAUUCAUAAAAAGUGCGUCCUCCUUUAAAUAUCUUAGGAUUUUAAAUGUCGUGUAAGCAAAUUCUAUUUAAUACAUAUGCUAACUCAGUUACAUACAUUGAUUUUAAUCAGAAAAGGUAAAAGAAAAAAAAAAAAA
Molecule: messenger RNA, 2460 nt
Organism: Glossina fuscipes
Lineage: Eukaryota; Metazoa; Arthropoda; Insecta; Diptera; Glossinidae
Product: serine-rich adhesin for platelets
Exons: 8
Coding region: 120-2108 (662 amino acids)
Biological process (GO): regulation of transcription by RNA polymerase II
Cellular component (GO): nucleus
Molecular function (GO): protein binding
Source: RefSeq, a predicted model, not a curated record